Leptinotarsa decemlineata (Colorado potato beetle) is the source of this 762-nucleotide messenger RNA. RefSeq names its product Netrin-A (gene NetA). Gene Ontology annotation, molecular function: protein binding. Gene Ontology annotation, biological process: motor neuron axon guidance; animal organ morphogenesis; tissue development. The record is from RefSeq and is a predicted model, not a curated record. Lineage: Eukaryota; Metazoa; Arthropoda; Insecta; Coleoptera; Chrysomelidae. Gene Ontology annotation, cellular component: basement membrane.
AUUUCAGCUUGCGAAUGCAACCAACACGCCCGGCGAUGCAGAUUUAACAUGGAACUGUAUAAAUUGUCUGGCCGAGUAUCCGGAGGCGUAUGUCUCAAAUGCCGUCACUUCACUGCUGGAAGACACUGCCACUAUUGCCGCGAAGGCUACUACAGGGAUCCCACCAAACAGAUUACCCAUCGCAAGGCUUGCAAACCAUGUGACUGUCACCCAAUAGGAGCAUCAGGAAAGACCUGCAACCAAGCAACUGGACAAUGCCCUUGCAAAGAUGGGGUUGUUGGUAUUACCUGCAACCGGUGUGCCAAAGGAUACCAGCAAAGCCGUUCCCAUAUUGCACCUUGCAUUAAAAUACCAGUUGUGCAGAUGAUGGCUACAGAAGAAGAUGACAAUGGAUAUAGGGAAGAUCCCGAUUCUAAUAGAGGCGGAGAUCAAUGUGGAAAAUGCAAAGCAGCUACGAGAAGAUUGAAUAUGAAUAAAUAUUGCAAGAGAGACUAUGCAAUUAUGGCAAGAGUACUCUCUCGAAUUGAAAACAGUGAUGAAGAAAACACCAAAGGUUGGAUAAGAUUCAUGGUUAAUGUUGAAUUCAUUUACAAAAAAGCUGGAGAUUCUCUGAUCCGCAAAGGUGUUAUGCCAAUGCUAAUUCCAGCUGCUGACCUAGCUUGCAAAUGUCCUAAAAUAAAAUCAAACAGAUCUGAACUGGAUAUAAUUGAAUUAUGCAAGGCGUUCAAUUUUGCGAAGGUAAUUGCGACAGGUUGUCAAUGA